AUUAAUUGAAGCAUGGAUAGGAAGAACAAGGACCUGUGGUCCUUUGGCCGCAGUGACAGCGACAGCGAUAAAUCCUCCGGAAACGAGACUCCCUUCUUGACCAGAUCCUCGAGCAGCUCCAGCGACAACAGCAGCAGCGACAGUUCCGACGAAAAGGCGCAGUCCAGCGAAACGGAGAACCUCCCCCUGCCCGGAGGCAGCUAUGAUAUUAUAACCAAGAGCAACAUGCAGCAGUUUGUGCAGAAAAUCGACGGGAAUUCCUCGCUGGACGAUCAGGGCUGCGAUUUGAUGGCCACAAUCGCCGACUCCUUCGCUGAUGACGUCUCCAUGCGCAUUGUCAAGUUGGCCCAGUACCGCAAGAGCCGGGUGGGCCUACUGGACCUGAAGUUCGUCCUCAAGAGAGAAUACAACAUGGAGUUCCCCAACGAAUAAAUUAGAAAUAAGUCAUGUUAUAUCAUUGAUUUUGAGUGGAAUAAAAACUACCUAUAACUUUAAA
Messenger RNA from Drosophila biarmipes, 496 nucleotides. RefSeq lists its product as uncharacterized. Gene Ontology annotation, cellular component: transcription factor TFIID complex. The record is from RefSeq and is a predicted model, not a curated record. Gene Ontology annotation, biological process: DNA-templated transcription initiation. NCBI's taxonomy places the organism in Eukaryota, Metazoa, Arthropoda, Insecta, Diptera, Drosophilidae. The transcript has 2 exons. The coding region runs from base 13 to 432 and encodes 139 amino acids. Gene Ontology annotation, molecular function: protein heterodimerization activity.